AUGGAUAUGGCCGAAUUUACAGAUGCGAAAAUUAGACGAGAACGAAUCCCAACGCGAAAAGGGUUUCAGAACUCAUUGGUCGAGAAAACGGGGGCAUUUAACAAGCAAACAAAACUUCUGCAGAGAGCAAUUGCAUCGGUGCACAGCGCUAUUGAAGGGGAACACGACACAACCAUGCUUGAGCGCGUAACUGUUUCGUUGGAGAUAAACAAACAAGCUUUUGAAAGUAGCUACAGAAACUUAGAACGCUUGUUUACCGAGAACAGAUGGGGUGAAAGUGCCGACGUGGAAAGCCAAGUUAAAGCUACAAGUAUAAAGUAUAUUCAAUCUGCUGAAUCAGCCCUAUGCCAAGUGACUGAGAAAUUGAAUGCACGACAGCAACUGACUAAGAAAUUGAAGAGUACAGAUGAAAAGGACGAGGUCGUUUUAAAAGACUCAAGAUCGUUGGGACGUUCAAAGCGAUCUAGAUCAUCCUAUGCAUCGUCAACCUCUGCUCGAAUGAAAGCACUGGCAGACGCAGCCGCGGCAAGGAAAAAAGCAGAAUACGAUGUAUUAAUAACUGAGAGAGAGAACGAAAGAAAACAACUGGAAGCCGAAGAAGAACGGGAUCGAAUCGCAGCAAGGGCACAACACAAAAGAGAUAUGGCGGUUCUGGCAGCAACGAAAAGGAAAGCUUCAGCCGAAGCGAAACUCAAGGCCAUUGAACAGUCCAUUAACGAAGAAAGGUCAUCUUCGAACAAAUCGGAGGAAGGCGAAAGAUCUAGCGUAAUGUCAAGGCUACGCACUAAAGCCUGGAUACAGGACCAACAACGGGACAAGACCCAGCUAGAAUCUAAAAGAUUGGAAGCAAAGAAUUUGGGUGUUCGUAUGCGCACUGAAAAACCACGAAUGAUGGACGUAGAAUUGUCUCAUACAGACAAUGAGCUGCACAUCAAGUCACAAACCCAAGAAGUCCACGGUAACCUCGGGGCAAUACUUCAGGGAAGUAUGAAAGUUGCCACAACAAACGAAAAAUUGGCCUCGAAUCAAGCGCGAAUAAGUCUUCCGAAGUGCCAUCCUGACCUAUUUUCUGGCGACCCAACCAUGUUUCAUCCAUGGAAGAGCGGAUUGAAAGGCAUGCUGCAUGAUACAGAUGUAACUCCAGAGCAAGAGAUGAACUAUUUACAUACGUACACAAGAGCUGGACCUCAGAAAUUGGUGGAUAGUUUCCGCAAGAGACAGAGCAAUAACAUGUCAGUGCUGUUAAAUGAUCUUUGGAAAGAAUUGGAGAAACGAUAUGGCAACGCUGCUACCAUCACGAAUACCUUUCUGGUGAGAUUAAAAGAGCAAGCGAAGUUUGGAGAACACGAAAGAAAAAAGCUCCAGGCAUUUUCAGACCUAUGUAUUGACAUAGCCCGCCAGAUCGACCAACUUCCUGGUCUCGGAUGUCUGAAUUACUCAAUUGCAAUUCGACCUAUCUUGAACAGUUUGCCAGAAUACAUUCGCCGAAGAUGGGAGAAAAUAGUGGUAGAAUAUGCAGAAGAAAAUCACGAUGCUUAUCCAGAUUUUCAGGCUUUCGCUGACAUGAUAGAGAAACAAUCGUUACUACGCAACCAUCCAAACGUCACAGCCACGUUUGAAAGUACGCGAAAGGAGAAAGGUGCCACAUGGGGACGCGAUUACAAAGUUUUGAAAGAAGACGUAGAGAUAAUCGAAGAAUCGGAUAAUGAGAAAUACUGCACGUUUCAUGAUAUGAAAGCCCACAACUUACCGGAAUGCAAAGCCUUUUCACAAAAAACUCUGCAAGAAAGAACGCAAUGGUUGAAAAAAGCUGGACUUUGUUAUCGUUGUCUGAUGCAGAAACAUCUAGCCAAAGAAUGUAAAAGGAAAGUCAAAUGCACUAAGUGUGGUAGCGACCGUCACUUGAAAUGCUUCAUAUGGAGAGAAAGAAAAGGCAAGAAGAGGAAGAAGUGUCAUCAGCUAAUACGAACGUUGGACGUAAGACUUUCGGUGGAGUGUCCUGCAGUAAAAUUGUGUUGCUCAAUAUAUUUCACCCGCAAAGACCAAACAAAAUAACAAAAGUCUACGCAUUAAUUGAUGAACAAAGCAACGCUUCUUUGAUUAGUCCGAAGUUGGUUGAUGAAUUGGGAAUAACUGGAACGAAAGAUAAAUAUUUUCUGUCCACUUGUAGUGCAAAGAAGGAAACCAAAUAUGGACGUCGUGUUUCAGGACUGACGAUAACUUCAAUGAACGGAGUUUCCAAACAGCUACCAACCUUGGUGGAAUGUGACAACAUCCCCACAGAGAAACAUGAAAUCCCAACAACACAAUUAGUCAAGCAAUAUGAACAUCUUCGCAAAAUCGCGGAUGAAAUACCUCCACUGGAUACGAAAGCUCAGGUUCAAUUGCUGAUUGGUCGCGAUGCACCAGAGAUCAUGAAAGUUCGGGAAGUUCGCAAUGGUCCCAAAGGAGCACCAUGGGCGCACAAGUUGGCCAUUGGUUGGACUGUGUGUGGACGAUUGUGUGUCAAUCGGCAAGGAGCACCUGUUCAUGUUCAAACACAUCGUACUGUCAUCCAGAGCUGCAUAAAAUAUUUUACUUUCUGGGACCACAAAGCCAACAAAAAUAUUUUCUGCACGCACUAG
This is a messenger RNA of Paramuricea clavata, 2624 nucleotides long. NCBI's taxonomy places the organism in Eukaryota, Metazoa, Cnidaria, Anthozoa, Malacalcyonacea, Plexauridae. The record is from the annotation of a GenBank genome assembly.